This is a messenger RNA of Anastrepha obliqua, 642 nucleotides long. RefSeq lists its product as uncharacterized. The record is from RefSeq and is a predicted model, not a curated record. Lineage: Eukaryota; Metazoa; Arthropoda; Insecta; Diptera; Tephritidae. The transcript is spliced from 4 exons. The coding region runs from base 205 to 642 and encodes 145 amino acids.
AAUUCAUGUUUCUACCGGUGUGGCAAUAUUGGAAAAUGUUAUAAAAAAUGCACAUUUUUCAGCGCUCUCACGAGAAAAAGAGUUUCACAUCUAGUCAUCUAUGAUAUAAACGUUUGCAAGAGACGUUUGGUUGAAGACACGAAUAUAUUUAGUUUUUAACAGAGCAGUUGAAAAGAUCUCGAUCAUCCUCAUCUUAAUUUCAAAAUGGCACCCCACGGAGGCAUUUUUACCGCUUUAACGCCUUCUCUAGCGGACAUAACGGGAGCGAUUGAAAAAAUACAAGCAGCGAUUGCAGCAAAAACGCUGAAAAAGAAAUUGUUUUACGAUAUGCUUUUGGGAUUCCAAAUAUUAGAGCAAUCUUUGCAACGCAAGCAAUCGGAAGCGUAUAAUUUGAUUUUAACAUGGCUGAACUUGUUUUUGAAUGUUCAGUCAAAUAUUAUUACUCAAAAUGAAGGUGUUCGUGAACAAUUUGAAAAAAUUGUUCCUUUUGCUGUAACAUAUAUGAUUCGUUGUCUACAACACAAAGCAAAAGGAAUAGACUCUUAUCAUUACCAGUUAUUGGAAAUGAUACAUAAACUGUUGAGCAACGUUCGACCAGGAGUUCUUGAGAAAAUAACGACAAUCGAAACUAGCAUUAUGUAA